Molecule: messenger RNA, 883 nt
Organism: Durusdinium trenchii
Lineage: Eukaryota; Dinophyceae; Suessiales; Symbiodiniaceae
Source: the annotation of a GenBank genome assembly
GGCUCAGAUCCAUGAUCUAAGACGGUCGACCCCGGUCACACCUCGCGGAGGGACCGUGGCGACCGGGGGGGGGGAUAGCGAACGAGAAACUGAAAUCCUUAUGUCGAAAGACGUCGAGGCAGCAUGCAAGCCCAGAAGCUGCCUCCUUGGGUGUGUUCUCUUGGUGGAAGAGCUUUGGUGACAGGCCUGAAGGCCGAGCCCGUCUACAAGACUGUGCUGAUGUGCCCGCCCAGUAGCUCAAGGCCCAAGCUGCCCAACUAUCAGAAUCUCACACCUUGGGUGAGGAUCUUCUUUUUCGCCCACACGUACUAUGCUUACAUUUACACGUUUUACAUGUUCGUGUUUGCAUUCUACAAGGGCUAUGCGCUGUACUAUCCGCAGAACCGGAAGAUUUGGGAGAUCGUCGGAAUCAUGAUGCUCCCGUGCGUUCAGCACCUGCGGUUCUUCUUUGGCCACUGGGGACUCGAGCUGGGCUUGGUCUAUGACCUUGUAGCCUUCUUGUUUCUCUCCUCGGUGAAGCUUCUGAUCCUCAUGUACUUCCUCUUUGAGCAGGCUUACAUCAUGCGACUAGAUGUGAGAUUCUUGACCAUGGCCGUGGCCGCCGUGGUGGUGGAAAGCGUUUGCGGAAUCAUCAAUGUGCUCCAAACCAUGAAGCUUGCCACGCUGAACGUCACAGAGACGAUCCUCCUUUUGGCUUCCGUGGUCUCGGUGCUCACCGUCGCAUCGUACUUCGUGGUGGAAGAGCUGCUGCCCAGCGAGAUCCGGCCCGAGCUGGGCUACCUCUCGACCCUGACGGAGGUUCCAGAGCCUCGCCAUCAUCGCUGAGGGCUGUUUCCGACAAACACUGCCCCAGCUGCUGUGAGCGUUCUUGGCAUGGAGGGAC